Habropoda laboriosa is the source of this 959-nucleotide messenger RNA. Its product is annotated as putative deoxyribonuclease TATDN1. The coding region runs from base 36 to 959 and encodes 307 amino acids. Lineage: Eukaryota; Metazoa; Arthropoda; Insecta; Hymenoptera; Apidae. Gene Ontology annotation, cellular component: cytosol. The transcript has 5 exons. Gene Ontology annotation, molecular function: 3'-5'-DNA exonuclease activity. The record is from RefSeq and is a predicted model, not a curated record.
UGUCUGAGAAAACUGUCAUUUCACUAAUAGGUUUAAUGCUCGGAGUUAGAAUGAAUAAUUUAAGAAAAUUUAUAGACAUCGGGGCCAAUUUGACAGAUCCUAUGUAUCAAGGAAUUUAUUAUGGAAUAAAAAAACAUCAGCCGGAUUUGGAUAAAGUUUUAGAACGAAGUUGGAACAAUAAUCUUUCAAAAAUUAUAAUCACUGCCGGUAAUAUAGCAGAAAGCGAACAUGCUCUUGAAAUAGCACGAACAGAUGAACGAUUAUUUUCAACAGUUGGUUGUCAUCCAACACGUUGUCAUGAAUUUGAAAGCUGUGGUGAUCCAGAAGAAUACCUCAAAUCAUUAUCAGACCUAGCAUUAAAGAAUAAAGAUAAAAUUGUUGCUAUUGGUGAAAUGGGAUUGGACUACAACAGACUACAAUUUUGCUCAAAAGAUGUUCAGAAAAAGUAUUUUGAAAUGCAAUUAUCUUUGUGCUCUACCUUAAAAUUACCAAUGUUUCUACAUUGCCGCAAUGCUAGUGAAGAUUUUGUAAGAAUUUUAAGAAAACAUAAAGAUAUAUUAACAGCUGGUGUUGUGCACUCCUUUGAUGGUAAUCCAGAAGAAGCUAAUUCUAUUUUACAAAUGGGAUUGUAUAUUGGUAUUAAUGGAUGUUCUCUUAAGACAGAAGAAAAUCUUUUUGCUGUUACAACUAUACCAUUAGACAGAUUAAUGAUUGAAACUGAUUGUCCAUGGUGUGAAAUAAGGACUUCUCAUGCUUCUGCAAAAGAUGUUAUUACCACUUUCCCAUCCAUUAAAAAAGAAAAUUGGCAACCUGAUCGAAUGGUUAAAGGGAGAAAUGAACCAUGCACUAUAGUCCAAAUUUUGGAAGUACUGGCGCGAAUUAGAGAUGAAGAAGAAGAAUAUUUGUGCAACCAAAUAUACAAAAAUACAAUGAAAGUCUUUUUUCCUCACGAGCUUUAA